AUGAACUCUUCCUCCAAAGGAAAACCAUCCCUUCCCUUCCUAGAAGAAGGACUCCUGACCCUGACGCCCCUCCUCAACACCCUCCAUGCCAGCAGCCACCUUCACCCAGCCCUAUACCCCCAUUUUCUGGCGACCACACCCUCAGAAACUCCGUCGCUCUUUACUCCAGGCUCGAGCAGCUUGACCAGUUCGCCAACCAGAUUAUCCGCUACAUCCAAGACCAGCCGGCAGACGUUAUCCACUCGAGAGCUCAACAACUCCGUCUUCGUAUCCCAGCCCGUCAAGGAGGCUGAGGGCGAGGACGAGCUUAGCAUUCGAGCAGAAGAGGAGCCUCUCUGCUUGCUAAACAUGUUCCCAACCUCUGCGGGCUUGUUAGCGUACACGCCACCGGAGCAGCUGCGGUCGGAGACCCUCUGGCGUCUCCCUCCCUGGACAUCUGGGUGCUAG
Molecule: messenger RNA, 447 nt
Organism: Puccinia triticina
Lineage: Eukaryota; Fungi; Basidiomycota; Pucciniomycetes; Pucciniales; Pucciniaceae
Exons: 3
Coding region: 1-447 (148 amino acids)
Source: RefSeq, a predicted model, not a curated record